UGGUCUGAAAGCGACAGGGCGUGGCCGUCUGGCCGGGGCGGAGCGCACGCCGGCAGCGGGCGCGAUGGCGGCGGACGGGGACUGGCAGGAUUUCUAUGAGUUCCAGGAGCCGGCAGGGAGUGUCCAGGACCAGAACUGUAACGCGAACCCGGAGGCUGGAGCGGGGGCACACGCGGGCGGCGACAGCUUCCCGGCGCUGGCUUCCAGCCUGGAGGAGAAGCUGAGCCUGUGCUUCCGCCCCACGUCGGACGUCGAGCCCCCGCGGGCGACCGUGCGGCCCAUCACGGAGUGCAGCCUCCUGCAAGGGGACGAGAUUUGGAACGCCCUGACAGAUAAUUAUGGGAAUGUCAUGCCUGUAGACUGGAAGUCAUCACAUACGAGGACCUUGCAUUUGCUUACUCUGAACCUCUCAGAGAAAGGGAUGAGUGAUGGCUUGCUCUUUGACACCUCAGAUGAGGAGGAGCUGAGGGAGCAGUUGGAUAUGCAUUCAAUCAUCGUCUCCUGUGUCAGUGAGGAGCCCCUCUUCACCGCAGACCAGGUUAUUGAAGAAAUUGAAGAGAUGAUGCAGGAGUCACCAGACCCAGAAGACGAUGAGACUCCCACACAGUCAGACCGGCUCUCCAUGCUCUCCCAGGAGAUUCAAACUCUUAAGCGGUCUAGCAUGAGCAGCUAUGAAGAGCGAGUGAAAAGGCUGUCAGUAUCUGAGCUAAACGAGCUGCUGGAAGAAAUCGAGACAGCCAUUAAGGAGUACUCUGAGGAGUUGGUACAGCAGUUGGCCCUGAGAGAUGAACUGGAGUUUGAGAAGGAAGUGGAAAACAGCUUUAUUUCUGCUCUGAUUGAGGUGCAGAACAAGCAGAAAGAACACAAAGAGACAGCUAAGAAGAAGAAGAAGCUCAAAAAUGGCAGCUCUCAGAAUGGGAGAAAUGAGAGAAGUCACAUGCCAGGCACACGCUUCAGCAUGGAAGGGAUCUCAAAUGUCAUUCAGAAUGGCCUCCGCCACACCUUUGGAAACUCAGGUGGAGAGAAACAGUAUCUGACGACAGUCAUCCCUUACGAGAAGAAGAAUGGCCCACCAUCUGUUGAAGAUCUUCAAAUAUUAACAAAAAUUCUGCAUGCCAUGAAGGAGGACAGUGAGAAAGUUCCAAGCUUGUUAACCGACUACAUACUGAAAGUUCUAUGUCCGACAUAGAGCAGCGUACGGUGGGAGCCGCUUCCCCUUCUGUGGACUCCAGGCUUGAUGAUCUAUGGUGUUACUCUGGAACAUGCUGUCACGAGUCCCAGCUUUUGGAGACCCAGCACACUUGAACUUGGAUUUGCAAUUCAGUAUUAAUAGAUCAUGACUUCACUAAUCUAUCAUAUUAUAGCACCAUGAGAGCUACGGUACUCUCGGAUUCUGGAGAUAGGUUUUGGUAAAUGUAACCGUUGUGAACUGGUUUCUAAGUUAACAGAGUCAAGGAGAGGGACAUGAACUAUGCAUGCUGUUAUGUGUUUGACAGUGUGGCUGUUAGGUUUUGAAUUCCUCCAUCUGAACUGCACUGAAGAACUAGAUUAAAGCACCGGGAGAUCCACCUGUAGCUGUUCUUCAGGGAGGGUGAGAAUCAGUGUUUUAGAGCAUCUUCAGAAUAUUACCUGCCAGUAUUGUCCAGUAACACUGAACUUCAGCGUGGCUGCUCUGAAGCAGGGCCACUACCUGCACUGCUUUUGCCUGAUUGUGGACGCCGGACACUGUUGGAAACUGAUUUUUGUAAUUGCUGCCUGAUUUACCAUUGUUGGCAUGCAAGCCAUUAGGAUGCCAUUCAGAAUCAUUAUGAGCGUUGGGUCUGUCUGUCCUCUGAAGAAGUGUGUUUGGGAAGGGGUUCAUGCCUCUGAGGUGCUGAAGGAGCUACUGAGGUACUGCCUUUUCUCAUGGGUGUGUCCAGUUUUAUUUACACCUGUGUGCUUUUCUAGAACAAGCUGCUCAUGGCUGCAACACUAAUCAUGAACACUUUUUUUUGCCAGUUUCAGUCAAGUCAGUGGCAUUUAAUAAAAUUACAUCAUACUUAGGA
Arvicanthis niloticus (Nile rat) is the source of this 2045-nucleotide messenger RNA. RefSeq names its product fasciculation and elongation protein zeta 2 (gene Fez2). NCBI's taxonomy places the organism in Eukaryota, Metazoa, Chordata, Mammalia, Rodentia, Muridae. Gene Ontology annotation, cellular component: cytoplasm; axon. The record is from RefSeq and is a predicted model, not a curated record.